CAGACAUGUGAUUCUAGAGUACACUCCAUUGGCCACGUUCUGCCAUAUGAACCAGUGUUCACACGAGUAGCUGCAUAAAGGUUCAUCCAUUAUUGAACAAUUUCUAAUCGCUAAAUUAUUAAACAUGAACAUUUACGCAUUUAUCGUGCGCUUAAGAGGUCAGGGACGAUGUGAGUCCAAAAGAGCUGAGUUCUGCUCCUUAAAGGGUUAGAGAGAGAUUGAACAUUUCUGAGUGAGAAGAAGCGGUCUUUCCAUCACACUGGAACCAGAACUGAAAGCCUUCGUGCUUUUGAAUUUGGACCUUUCAUGUGUGGGACCAGCAAUCGUGCAGAGGUGGAGGAGCCUAACAUUCUGGAUGGGUGCAGUGAUUGGUCAGGUCUUGUAGAUAUCGGGAAGAGAAGGUCCGUUGAUGGUUUUGUAGGCCGUAACCGCAGUGUGGAAUUGAUCCCGGCAGCAAUAGGAAACCAACACACAGAGAUGAGGAUGGGGGACACAUGGGAACCCUUCAGCAGGGAGCCAACUGCUGCCAGGUUCUAACUCCACCACGGAGUGCAACAUACCUGGUAACUUCAUGUGUGGGGAUGGGAAGUGCAUCCCAGGGGCCUGGCAAUGCGAUGGGCUGCUUGACUGCUUUGACCGGAGCGACGAGAGAGGCUGCCCCAAAGUGAAUUCUAAGUGCGCGCCCACCUUCUUCGAAUGCACUAAUGGUGUCCACUGCAUCAUUGGGCGCUUCCGCUGCAAUGGGUUCGACGACUGCCCGGACAGCAGCGAUGAGGAAAACUGCACGGCCAACCCCCUGGUGUGCUCCACGUCAAGGUAUCCCUGUAAAAACGGCCGAUGCGUGGACCGCAGCUUCCUGUGUAAUGGUCAGAACAACUGCAGGGACAACAGCGAUGAGGAGGACUGCCCCGAUGCCUCAGACACUGCGGUCAAAGACUCCGCAGUGCUGGACUACCAGCUUCAACACUACCCCAGCAUCACGUACGCGGUGAUCGGCUGCGCGGCCCUCUUCGUCCUAGUGGUGGCGCUGCUGGCCUUGGCGCUGCACCAGCAGAGGAAACGGAGCAGCCUGCUGCCGCAGAGCUCCCGAGACGGGGCGCGUCACCAGCCCCUGCUGCUGUCCCGCCUGGUGAUACUGGACCGCGCUCGUUCCGGCGUCUCUUCCUCCGCUUCCGGAACCAUGUACCCCCGCAGUCUCCGCGCGGAACCCCCGCCCUCCUACUGCCAGGCAGUACUGGAUGGCAGCCGCCCAGCCUGGUUUGACCUCCCACCUCCGCCCUACUCCACCGACGGAGAUCUUUCCUGCCAGAGGGAGCUUCCUCCGUACGAGGCCCCUGAAACCCACGCGGUCCCACCAGAACCCCCCUGUUCUGAGGCAGCACCGGUGUUCUCCAGGGCCAGAGAGGAAGCAGACCAGCUUUAGCCUUGAGCAAAGCUCUUCCUACAUACUGUAGAAGACAAACACGCAGACUGUUAAAGCCUGAUGAGCUGAUGAGGAAUGUGUGUGGAGUUUUCCUGACAGAGUAAACAUGGAGCACGAAGGGAGAGUUGGACCAGGGUCAAAAUGUACCACGUUAGGCUACGCGCCGCUUCAGCUUCCACGGUGACACGACUGGUGUCACUUGACUGACGCGCGAAGCAACUCUUCUGAGGAAGACCUUUUGAUGAUAACUGCGGUAAACAACGAUGGACAAACUAUGCUUCGCUUCUGUGGCUUGAGUCUUUCCGAAAAAUGAUAUUCAUACUAAAGUCACGGUUGGAGCAACCUUUUCUGAAAAGAAUAUGACGCUACUUCAGGCCAGUUACUGAACCAAAGGCUGACUUUAUCAGUAAUCUAUAACAAGUACGUUUCUAUGCAGCUAUAAUCAUUUUUGUAUUUUAAUAUUUGCAUUUCAAGUAAUUUGGGUCAUGGUUUUACAUCGUUUUGUACAAGAAUAAGCAGUAAGGUUUCUUCGUAUGAGAGAUGCUGUUCAUAAGUUACAACCUGUAUUUGUCUUUUCAGUAAAACGUGCAUGAAUAGUGAUAUACUGUACAUAGCAGUAACAGCAGCACUACUGAUGAACUUUGAAUGUACCACUUAUCUUUUUUUCCUUUGAAACUUGACCUUGAUUUUUUUUUUAAAUGCAAUUUCUGAAUAAGUACUACUCUCGCUCUUCGAAUGGGUACAAAUGGACGAAAAGAAUGUGGACAAACACAGCCAGUUAUACUCACCAGAUGGGGAAAUUUCUAAACUCAGUUUUUCUUCAUGCAGUUAUUUUCGUUUCUUAAAUGCCUAAUAUAUCAGUUCAAUUGUAAUAUUAUUUAAUUCAAGUGUGUUGUUUUCUUUGAACUGUGUUGAAAGGACACAAAGUUUUAUGUUCAAAACCAAAGACUGCUGCUUGAAAGUAAUCUAUUUUUUCCUCUUAAUUAUUUUUAAUGUACAUUUUGUAUCAAAUAUCUAUUACAUCCCA
Scleropages formosus (Asian bonytongue) is the source of this 2450-nucleotide messenger RNA. RefSeq names its product low-density lipoprotein receptor class A domain-containing protein 3-like. Gene Ontology annotation, biological process: receptor-mediated endocytosis. Lineage: Eukaryota; Metazoa; Chordata; Actinopteri; Osteoglossiformes; Osteoglossidae. Bases 572 to 1423 code for a protein of 283 amino acids. Gene Ontology annotation, molecular function: protein binding. The record is from RefSeq and is a predicted model, not a curated record. The transcript has 6 exons. Gene Ontology annotation, cellular component: plasma membrane.